UGCGCUCAGUAGUAGUGCAGCGUUGGUUUUGGUCGGAUUACAUUUUCGCCGCGGAGCCAUUUGGCUUUCAGUGAACGCUUAUUUCAGCGAAACCAGUGAGCAACCAGCAGCAGCAAUAUUUGUCGCCGUCGCGCGCGUGCAUUUUCUCGCGCUGGUCAUUUCACCACAAUCGGUGCGCGCCCGUUUGUAUACAAUCCGUGGGUUUCUGUGGUGUGUAACCAUCGGAAACCCCCCGCCCCCCCUCGGUAUCCAUAUCGUUGUGGGUUUACCUCACCGCGCAUACAUAUCUCAAUUGUAUGAUUAUCAUCGCAUUUUGGGAGGAAGAGGAUAUUUCGGUUCGUGUGCUGUUUUAAUUCAUUGGUGAAACGCCGGUGCCGCCGUGAUUUUUAUCCUCUUCUUGUGUCGAUGUGGUUUAACUGAAAACAGUGUAACACAAUUGAAGUGAGAAAAAACCCUAAUUAACAACGAGACUCGGCUCAUUUUCGAUGCCUGUUUGAUGAGAUAGCAAAUGAAACCGUCGGUAGAAUCGGUCGGAUGUGUUCUGUGAAUUAACGUUGGAAGUGAGUGAACGAGAAAAAAGGAAGGGGGUAGAAAUAAGUUGACAUCGUCUCCCGAGGUCAACGUGGCAAUAGAGUUUUCGUUUCCAAUUUUCCAAGGAUUACUAAGAAGGAUAAACGAUGCUCGGGGAGUGUAAAAUAGCGGAGGGAAAUUGAUCCGACUACCGACUCUGAAUGGAAGGAGGAGGAGGAUUAGCAGAAUAAGAAAAAGAAGAUAAAUAUACGAGCCGGAAGUGAUUUGUUCAGUGCUGGAAAGCAGAUUAUAAACAACAGAAGAAGUUUCAAGUUGAGAAGGAGUGAAAUUGAUUCUGGGUUUCGAUUCAUUGAAGCAAAGAAGUAGAAAAGUAAAUUAGGUUUUUUACACUGCCAAAGAAGAAGAGUGAAGCUAUAUAAUUGAACGUGGUUCGUGGUUGUAUCGGUUCGGAAAAUUACUGAUUCCGAUAUGCUGAUCGAGUGGAUCAACUGUCAGUGGUUCUGAUACGAAGUAGCAGCCGAAGUUAAUGCGAUUAAAUAUGCCGUUCGUGCUUCAAGCUGUCAGUUUGGGAUCGAGCCGAAUUCUGCUUGCCGCCAUUACUGAUAGCCGUCGGGUCGUCUGUCAUCGCUAGCAGAUUUAAGGCCACCAGUGGAUUACCAGUGUGAGUCUGUGAGAGAGUCGAGUGCGUGGAGUUUGUGUUUUUUUUUAAGAAACAAAGAGUACAAAGUGUGUUUUGGUGGAAAUUUGAAACAAAAUCAGAUUAGCAGUGCAGAGUGUACAAAAAAAAAGUGCAACCAUGUAUCCGAAUUCAGGAAUCAAUGCGGCAGCUGUCGCAGCCCGACAUCCGGGUCCCCCACAGUCGGCACAGCCCUUCAAAUUCACCAUAACCGAAAACUGUGAUAGAAUAAAGGAGGAGUUCAACUUUCUACAAGCACAAUAUCACAACUUGAAGAUGGAAUGUGAAAAAUUAGCUCAGGAAAAAACGGAAAUGCAGCGACACUAUGUGAUGUAUUACGAGAUGUCCUACGGUUUAAACGUGGAAAUGCACAAACAGACGGAGAUCUCGAAAAGGUUAAAUGCAAUAAUCACUCAGAUUGUACCGUUCCUGUCCCAGGAGCAUCAGCAGCAGGUCUUGACUGCGGUCGAGCGGGCGAAGCAGAUUACCAUGUCCGAGCUGAACGCUGUGAUAGGGCAACAACGUCCCGAUUUGCCCCGAUUACUCCAGCAAAUGCAUGCCCAACAGAUCCCGGGAGCCCACGGUGCACCUCCGAUGCCCGUGGGGAUGCCUCACCCUAGUCUAGGCCCCGGUGCCCUUGGUGGACCACUGGGAGCCUUGGGAAGUACCCCUCCGCAGCAUCCGCUGGCAAUUCUGAACAAGCAGGAACUGCACCGACCGGAGGAAUCCAAGAGCAGCAACAGCAACAUUAUGCCUCUCGAUGAUCGACAUCGAAGUUCCAUUUCGCCAACCGACCGGGACAAGUACCGACCCCGCACACCCGAGUCUUCCCAUGAGCUGAAAAAAGUUAAGAAGGAGGAGAAGGAUAUGGGACAUCAGUCCGAUGGUGAGAAGUCGGACCAGGAUUUGGUGGUGGAUGACGCGUCCGAGAUUAAUCCGAUGAGCCCCAUGCCGAACCAGCAUCAUAAUGGUACCGCUUCCCCGCGAGAAAAUGGCAUGAUGCCGAAAAAGCUAGAUGUUCAAGACCGCGAACGCAUUGGAACCCACUCUCCUCGAUCAGGAACUUCUUCAAACGCUUCCACCCCGUCCAACAAGAAGCUGGACGAUAAGCCAACCACACCGAUUGCCAAACCCGCCACCCCUACAAAUUCGGCCGCCAGUAAUGGGGUUCCCAAAGUCGUGAACAAACCACCAGUAUUGAACCCAGGCUAUCCGCCGUACCUUGGAGGACCUCUGAAUGGAGCACCUCAUGAACUUCAAGCGGCCUACGCGGGACCCGGAGUGCACAACAAUCUGCCGCACUCGUUAAACAACUACGGCCGGGCACCACUUGGAUUCGAUCCCCAUCCGCAGAUGCGGGCCCCACUCGGUCCAAUUGCGAUUCCUGGAGGAAAACCAGCCUAUUCUUUUCACGUGAACGCGGAGGGACAAAUGCAGCCGGUCCCUUUUCCGCAGGAUGCCCUCGUGGGUCCGGGAAUCCCACGACACGCCCGGCAAAUCAGUUCCCUGAACCAUGGUGAAGUGGUGUGCGCCGUCACGAUCUCGAACCCCACCAAGUACGUGUACACCGGCGGCAAGGGUUGCGUUAAGGCCUGGGAUAUCUCUCAGCCCGGCAACAAGAACCCAGUCUCACAGCUGGAUUGUUUGCAACGAGACAACUACAUUCGUUCGGUAAAACUAUUACCCGACGGUCGAACGUUAAUCGUUGGCGGAGAAGCCUCCAAUUUGUCCAUCUGGGAUCUUGCUAGUCCUACACCGCGUGUCAAGGCGGAAUUGACCUCUAACGCACCAGCCUGCUACGCGCUGGCCAUUUCGCCCGACUCUAAAGUGUGCUUCUCGUGUUGCUCAGACGGACACAUUGCUGUAUGGGAUCUGCAGAAUCAGUCGUUGGUGCGGCAGUUCCAAGGUCACACCGAUGGAGCCUCUUGUAUAGAUAUAAGUGCUGAUGGUACAAAACUGUGGACCGGUGGUUUGGAUAAUACCGUGCGGUCCUGGGAUCUCAGGGAAGGUCGACAGCUGCAGCAACAUGACUUCAGCUCGCAGAUCUUCUCACUUGGCUAUUGCCCUACAGGUGACUGGCUCGCGGUCGGAAUGGAGAACUCCAACGUGGAGGUUCUGCACGCCAACAAACCUGACAAGUACCAGCUUCAUCUGCACGAGAGCUGUGUGCUGAGCCUGAAGUUCGCUGCCUGCGGCAAGUGGUUCGUGUCCACCGGCAAAGACAACCUGCUGAACGCGUGGAGGACACCUUACGGAGCAUCGAUAUUCCAGUCCAAGGAAUCAUCCUCUGUGCUAAGCUGUGAUAUCUCGGCGGACGAUAAGUACAUCGUGACCGGCUCGGGUGACAAGAAGGCCACCGUCUACGAGGUCAUCUACUAGUGUUACUAAGAGCCCCACCUCCCCGAAACCCAAUCUACGCUGCUGAUUUCACCGUAUUUCGGUAUCCAGAAAUCCAGUCAGCACACACCGAAAGUGUCAUAAUUUUGUUACGAUUGCCCACUCGAACUCGUUUCGAGGCAAUGAAACAAAACAAACAUUUAACAGUAAUAGUUGUUAGUAGGACAAAAGAGAGAGAAAAAAACAGAAAAAAUAAACGAAUGUAUUGCAUCAAGCAACAAAACGAGAA
Messenger RNA from Toxorhynchites rutilus septentrionalis, 3833 nucleotides. RefSeq names its product protein groucho-like. Gene Ontology annotation, cellular component: transcription regulator complex; nucleus. The record is from RefSeq and is a predicted model, not a curated record. The transcript has 17 exons. Gene Ontology annotation, molecular function: protein binding; transcription corepressor activity. Gene Ontology annotation, biological process: negative regulation of canonical Wnt signaling pathway; regulation of DNA-templated transcription. Lineage: Eukaryota; Metazoa; Arthropoda; Insecta; Diptera; Culicidae. Bases 1328 to 3586 code for a protein of 752 amino acids.